Molecule: messenger RNA, 1225 nt
Organism: Neltuma alba
Lineage: Eukaryota; Viridiplantae; Streptophyta; Magnoliopsida; Fabales; Fabaceae
Product: plant intracellular Ras-group-related LRR protein 7
Exons: 9
Coding region: 129-914 (261 amino acids)
Cellular component (GO): cytoplasm
Molecular function (GO): protein binding
Source: RefSeq, a predicted model, not a curated record
UCCAUAUCACUGGACAUUUGACUCUGCUACAGCCUUAAUAUAGUCUUUUUGGACUUUGGGGAAUCUAAUCACUGGAAAGCUUCUUCAAAUUUACAUUUUUCAUAUUUUUUUUGGUUUUCGUCCCAAAAAUGGGAUGCUGCUUCAGCAAAAACGCCGAUACAAAGGCUACUAGAGUUUCGCGGUGGCGAUCCACCGGAAUUGUUGCUUUGCGCGACUCCAAAUUGAAGACGCUUCCGGAUGAAAUUCUUGACCUCGAUAGAUCUGUGCGCACUCUUGACUUAACACAUAAUCGAAUAGUUGAUAUUCCCAUGGAAAUUAGCAAAUUGGUUAACUUGCAGCGCCUGGUGUUGCCAGAAAAUCUCAUUGAGAGACUGCCAGUGAAUUUGGGGAAGCUCCAGUCUCUAAAAGCCUUGAUCCUUGAUGGAAAUCGAAUUACUUCCUUGCCUGAUGAAUUGGGUCAAUUGGUGAGGCUUGAGCGCUUAUCCAUAUCUGGGAAUUCGUUAACAGCCUUGCCGGCUACUAUUGGCAGCUUGCGAAAUCUUUCACUUUUAAAUGUGGCGAACAACAACUUAGAGUCUCUUCCAGAAUCUGUGGGAAGUUGCUUCUCUUUAGAAGAAUUACAAGCCAAUAAUAAUAGUAUUGAAGAUCUUCCUUCUUCCAUGUGCAAUCUUACUCACUUGAAGUCACUUUGCCUAGAUAACAAUAAUGUGAAACAGAUACCUGCAAAUCUAUUGAAAGACUGCAAAACUCUUCAAAGUAUAUCUCUGCACGGCAAUCCUAUAUCUAUGGAUCAGUUUCAACAGAUGGACGGGUUUCAAGAGUUUGAGGCGAGGAGGAGGAAGAAGUUUGACAAGCAAAUUGAUUCAAAUGUGAUGAUUGGUUCCAAAGGUCUUGAUGAAGGUGUGGAUUUAUAGCCACUUUUGGUAAGGUGAUUUUUCAGGUUCAUCUCUGGAUCAGCUUUGGAUGUAUGAGAUAGAACACAAAGCAUUUAGUCUGCUAUGCUUUUUAUUUCACAUUUUAAAAAAUGGAGUUCCAUUGUCUUCAACUGCAAGUAUGCGUGGGUUGGAGCCAUUCGUCAACAUUGAUGAGGUCAUGAAGUCCUUUUCAUGGCAUUCUAUUCUGGAAGCUGUAAAUUAGUUUGAGCUUUGAUGUUAAUAUAGAAGACAAGGCAUUUGUUGGUUCCAUAAAAUGAAUUGGAAGGUGUUCAUUUCUGGGAUUUUCCUUU